Messenger RNA from Achroia grisella, 432 nucleotides. RefSeq lists its product as uncharacterized. Lineage: Eukaryota; Metazoa; Arthropoda; Insecta; Lepidoptera; Pyralidae. The transcript is spliced from 3 exons. Bases 1 to 432 code for a protein of 143 amino acids. The record is from RefSeq and is a predicted model, not a curated record.
AUGAUGAAUGAUAAUGUAGCAGGAAUAUCAUAUCCAUAUCCUUAUAGAGGUUCGAGGGAAGAAAGAUUUGAUGUAAAACCCUAUUACGGGAAAGCCUAUUCUGAAAUUAUUGUACCUAAAGUGGCAGCAACAACAGCAGUGGGAGUCUCUAAAUUGGGCUUAGUCGCUACUGUUGCAACUUUCGCCUUUGGCUUGGUGAAGAAAGUUGCAUCAUUCUUGAUUUUUAAGAGUCCAGCUUUAUUAGUCGGUGUUCUUGUAACUUUUGGCAUAUGCAAGUUAACACCACUCUGCUCCAAGUUAUCCGGCGUGAACUCUCUAAUUGAAGUGCAGAGAGAAAUCAGGUCCCUCGCUACACCUGAAAGAUUGGCGAUUGCUUCAGAUUUUGUGGAGAACGCUAUAAGAAAAUACAGAUCCCUACAAGAUUCAUACUAA